Molecule: messenger RNA, 2715 nt
Organism: Varanus komodoensis (Komodo dragon)
Lineage: Eukaryota; Metazoa; Chordata; Lepidosauria; Squamata; Varanidae
Gene: GFRA1
Product: GDNF family receptor alpha 1
Exons: 9
Coding region: 82-1497 (471 amino acids)
Biological process (GO): nervous system development
Cellular component (GO): signaling receptor complex; external side of plasma membrane
Molecular function (GO): signaling receptor activity
Source: RefSeq, a predicted model, not a curated record
GUUUGGAAUAUCUAUGUGCUGAUCGCUUUCUGGAGUGGCACACGCAAGCUCAUUUGGGGGAAGGAUCUAUACAAGACCAAGAUGUUUCUGGCUACCUUAUACUUCGCUUUGCCCUUAAUGGAAGUACUGCUGUCUGCAGAGGUGAACGGGCUGCUUGGAGGGGACCGUCUGGAUUGUGUGAAAGCCAGUGACCAGUGCCUCAGGGAGCAGAGCUGCAGCACGAAAUACAGGACACUGAGGCAAUGCGUAGCCGGCAAAGAGAGCAACUUCAGUAGGGCGACAGGCCUGGAGGCAAAGGACGAGUGCAAAAGUGCCAUGGAGGCGCUCAAGCAGAAAUCUCUUUACAACUGCCGCUGUAAGAGAGGCAUGAAGAAGGAGAAAAACUGCCUGCGUAUUUACUGGAGCAUGUACCAAAGCUUGCAGGGAAAUGACUUGCUUGAAGAGUCACCUUAUGAACCCGUCAACAGCAGGUUAUCAGACAUAUUCAGACUAGCGCCAAUUGUAUCAGCAGAUCCUGCCAUUUCAAAGGGGAACAACUGUCUGGAUGCAGCGAAAGCCUGUAACCUAAAUGAUACCUGCAAGAAAUUGCGAUCAGCUUACAUAACUCCCUGUACCAGCAGUGUGUCAAAUGAAGUCUGCAAUAAGCGGAAGUGUCAUAAGGCCCUAAGGCAGUUUUUUGACAAAGUUCCCCCGAAGCACAGUUAUGGGAUGCUCUUCUGCUCCUGCCGAGACGUUGCAUGUACAGAGAGGAGAAGACAGACUAUUGUUCCUGUGUGUUCAUAUGAGGACAGGGAGAAACCAAAUUGCCUGAAUUUACAAGAUACUUGCAAGACAAAUUACAUCUGCAGAUCUCGCCUUGCAGAUUUUAUCGCAAACUGCCAGCCAGAGACACAGUCUAUUAGUAGCUGUCUGAAAGAAAACUAUGCUGACUGCCUCCUUGCUUAUUCGGGGCUUAUUGGCACAGUUAUGACACCAAAUUAUUUAAACUAUAACAGUCUCAGCGUUGCUCCAUGGUGUGAUUGCAGCAACAGCGGCAAUGACCUAGAAGAAUGUCUGAAAUUUCUGAAUUUCUUCCAGGAUAAUAUAUGCCUUAAAAAUGCAAUUCAGGCCUUUGGCAAUGGUACAGAUGUGAACGUGUGGCAGCCGCUUGUACCUGUCCAGACUACCACUGCUUUAACUACUACGGCUUACAGAUCUAAAAGUCUGGGAUCUGAGAACACCAACAAUGAAAUACCCACUAACAAUGACUUGCCAGCAUGUGCCAAUCUCAAGGUACCAAAGCAGGGCUUCAAUGACUCUGUAGCAACAGAACUCUGUGUGACUGGGAAUGCAAUUGGAAAGGAAAGCGUGGCAGGAGGAUCCACCAGUCACAUGUCCUCCGAUAAUUCAUCUGCUCUUCGUUUAAGCAUCAGGCCAAGCACACUUCUCCUGCUGAUGGCAAUUGCACUCUCAUUCUGCAUGUGCCCAUGUUCAGCAGAAACCUUGUACCUGCUUUAACAAAAGGACCUGUACAAAGCAAAAUGAAAAAGGAAACCGAUCUGUUCCCUUUCCUCCUCAGUUGUUGAUCUGAAAUUACAGUUCUAGGAGUUAAGUUGAGGCACUCUGCUAAAAAUAGUUCUGGAUCGUCGUCGUCAUCAUCACCAUCAUAUUAUAUUGUUAUUAUUUCCUUGUUUUUGAAGGAAGCUUCUUGUGAUACUUAGGAGCUUUGUGAAAUACUCGAUACCGUACUACUUUGCCAACUCAGAAGGCUUUUGGACAUGCAGUGUUUUAAAAGAGAUGGAAUGCCAAUUUGCAUGUAAUCCAUCCAGGUUGGGUUCUUUUCUUUAUUCCUCAUUUUCCUUUCCUUCACUAUUUUAAUUCUAAUUUUAAGCCACGCUUCCUAAAAUCCCAUGUCUUUCACAUGCAGCCCCAUCAGCCAGGUUGUUCCCUCUGCGAGACCUGUUGUGAUGAAUGGGAUCUGCGCAAGAGCACUGUAGCACUUUUAUGCAGCUUCCAGUUAUUUCAACAUGAAGGCAGAGUUACUCCUAAACCAGUAACCUGAUAAAAACUAUGGUUUCUGCUGGAGGCAGAUGUAUAGUCAGGGUGGAUCAAGGGCUCACUGCUUUCCAGCAGGGUUGGGGUCUAGACUAUAAGCAAAACCCAUGCAUAGCAAACCCUGGGAUCCCUUGGGCUGUGCUAGCCACACACACACACACACACACACACACACAGCCCUGUUUCUGGAUGCCUGUUUCUGGGUCAGGAAUUAGUAGUGUUGUCAUCGCCCCCUGGCACACCACAGACCUCUGAGCAGAUAAGGGAAGCCCUGCAUAAAUAACUUCCUGGUAGAUGUCACCAUUGAUUUUUUUAAAUUAUUAUUAUUUUCGAAUUCAACCUGUUUUGAAGUAACGAAGGAACAGGCUAUUGACACAUGAUGAAUGUCUUCCUGGAGAGUAAGUUUUAUGAAACAUCUUCAUGUUUCUAGAUGGCUACCAAUGUUUUAAUGUUUAGCAUUCUCUUCCAUGUUUAUAUAUGUAACUGGUUUUGCAGUCCUUGCUGAGAAACCAUUAUAAGUUAUAUACCAGUAUAAUGCACAUAUUUUCUUCAAAGUUUCUUCAGAAAUAGAGAGUGAUAUUAAACUUUCUAACACUACUUCUAUUUUUCUGAUUAUGAUCAUUUAGCCUUAACAAGGGUUAAAAAUAAUCCUACAUUAACAAGAAACAACAGUUGUGAAUA